CCUGCUUUCCUCCAGGAAACAGUCACUCCUGCAAUCAGGCAGGUCCAUACCUAAGGCAGCUGAGGCCUGGAGAGUCCCUUUCUGAUGAGUCCCAAAGAAAGAUUUAGCAUUCGUCCUCUCUGGCCCCUGCCUGUCCCUGAUACCAGUGGCUGACAGCCAUCUUCCUUGUCCCCUCCUGCUCCUCUUUGGGGCCACCUCCCCCACGCUGCCUCCAGUCACGAGGCAGGAGAAUCUUAAGCUCGUGCAAAGCGUCAGACCUGAAUUGGACUCUCCAUUUCCCCAUGCAGCUGGAUGAUCUUGGGAAAGUUAUAAAACCUGUUUCCUCACUUAUAAUAUGGAGCUUCAUAAUCAGACGUUUUUUACGGGGCUGUUCCAAGGAUUCAACUGUGUUAAAUGUCAGGCAAGCUAGUGGGUGCUUACAAAUGGCAGCCGCAGCUCCUUAGCACCCGCUCUGUCCAGACUAAACGCUCACACAACACAUUUACCACUCCUUCACCCGUUCUCCUUAGAUGGUAUUUUCUAAACCUUUAGCCACUGUUCAGCUUCCCUGUGAUUCCCUAAGUUAUGGAUCUUUGAGCUCUGAAAGGACAAAGUGGGUGGUGGGAGAGGAAGCUGCAUCGUUGAGCACCUACAGGUGGCUGAAUACAUGUAUCCUCACUGCAGUUGUGUUAUUCUCAUGUCACAGAUGAGGAAGCUGAGGCCCAGGGACAUCCAGUCCUCUGCCCGAGGUUACACGCGUGGGGAAGAAGGGGAGAACUGAGAUCUGGGCCUGGGUCUGCCUGACUUUCCUCCUCACCCCUUUGCCUCUGCAUGAUGUCAGAAAGUUCAUUUUAGAAAUUUGUAGGCCAUGACAUUGUGUAUUUUCUGGACCAGUUAUUAACUUUUUGGCUCCAAGGAGAUCCUCCUGGCCAGGUGCCUGGGAGCAGUAGACAGGUGUCUCGGGGAAAGUCCUAGCAAAUCCUGAACUAUUAGCGCUACAGGUUAGCCUUUCUUCUAGAAGGAAGACAGAAAAUCCAAGGGAGUGGUUGGGAGGGGUCCCAGGAAAGGGGAACAGCAGGAAUAUAUGUGAGAAAAUAGAAGGGCUCUGAUGAAGUAGCCCAGUUCUAUUACCAAUAAAAUUGUUUCCCAGGCUUCCCUGGUGGCGCAGUGGUUAAGAAUCUGCCUGCCAACGCAGGGGACACGGGUUCGAGCCCUGGUCCGGGAAGAUCCCACAUGCCGUGGAGCAACUAAGCCCAUGCGCCACAACUACUGAAGCCCAUGUGCCUAGAGCCCGAGCUCCGCAACAAGAGAAGCCACCACAAUGAGAAGCCCGUGCAGUACAAUGAAGAGUAGCCCCCGCUCGCCACAACUGGAGAAAGCCUGCAUGCAGCAACAAAGACCCAACGCAGCCAAAGUUGCAGGGCGCAGAGUAGGAAAGGGUCGAUCUGCGCCGAAGGGCAGAAGUGGCAUCAGAGACAACCUGCCUGCCUGUCAACUGCCCAUAAGGCUGUGUGUGAGCCAAGGCGGUGCAGUCAGAGGUGAUGCAGGAGACCAACCGGGUGCAGAACAGAGGCCUGCAAAGAUGAGUGGACUUCGACCCCCUUAGAGAGAAAGCAAGAGUGACUCACAGGAGGAAGAUGAAACCAAAGCUUCCAGGCUGUCCCUGGUAGGCUCAGACAGUCCAAAGGCAGCAGAGGGAAGGAGAGAAAGUCCUGAGAUGGAGAGCUGGCCAAGAGCUUCCUGAAGACCAUGCAAAUGAGGCACGCCCACAGCUGCCUGGAAACCAGGCCGGGAGAAGUCAGAGCCCAGAGCACAUGCUGCAGGGCCGUGCUAGGCAAAGGAGCUGGAGGAGGUGGAGGAGGCACCAAGGGAGCAGGACAUCUCCUGCCAGACCUCCCAGUGUCUGGUCUGAGGAUGGCGGAGAAGCAGAGCCGGGAGCCAGAGUGCCCUGUGUGCUGGAACCCCUUCAACAACACGUUCCACACCCCCAAAGUGCUGGACUGCUGCCACUCCUUCUGCGUGGAAUGCCUGGCCCACCUCAGCCUGGUGACUCCGGCCCGGCGCCGACUGCUGUGUCCGCUCUGUCGCCAGCCCACUGUGCUGGCCUCCGGACAGCCUGUCACUGACCUGCCCACGGACACUGCAGUGCUCACCCUGCUCCGCCUGGAGCCCCACCACGUCAUCUUGGAAGGCCGCCAGCUCUGUCUCAAAGAUGAGCCCAAGAGCCGCUACUUCCUGCGCCAGCCCCGGGCCUACACGCUGGAACUCGGCCCCGGGCCUGGGAGCCAGACUGGGCCCCCCCGGGACGUGGCCCCUACCACCAUCCCCAGCCCCAUCCCCAGCUCCAACCACGACUCUCUGAGGGGGUGUUUCCGCAACCCGCAGUUCCGGAUCUUUGCCUACCUGCUGGCUGUCAUCCUCAGCGUCACUCUGUUGCUCAUCUUCUCCAUCUUUUGGACCAAGCAGUUUUUUGGGGGUGUGGGGUGAGCAUCUGUUCCAGACAAAGAACCACGCCUUUCUUGGUUGCUGCUGGGUAUGAGGACUGCAGAGCCUCAUUUGGGGUCGUCUUCCUUUGUAGUAUUGUUCUUUUUUACAAUCCAGGGAUCGGCUAGGCUGUGCAUCUGCUUCUGGGAAUGGAGACAGUCCUACUAUAAUGAGAACCUCUGAAAGCUAAUGGGAAAAGAUAUGAAGAGAGCUCUGGGUGUGAACCACGAGUCAUGGAAGGGCCGAGAAGCAGAUCUGUGAUGCCAGGGCUACGUAGCAUGUUGUACCAAAGGGCUGGGCGAUGGCAUCCAGGAACCUGACCCACUCAGACAGCAAGCUGCAAUUCUUACUGGAGCUGCUUUGAACUCAGUUCACAUUUUUUGGAGUUGCUCUAUUAUUUGUUGCUAAAAAAUUUGGAAAGUGAACUUCAAUUGUGAGCAAAUGUGUUUGUCUUCCCCUUUCAGUUUUCUCUUUGGAUGUUUUGCCACCAGUCCCAGUAAAAAUGGCCUGCAUUCAUUAA
This is a messenger RNA of Globicephala melas (long-finned pilot whale), 2983 nucleotides long. RefSeq names its product ring finger protein 183 (gene RNF183). Gene Ontology annotation, cellular component: endoplasmic reticulum membrane. The record is from RefSeq and is a predicted model, not a curated record. Lineage: Eukaryota; Metazoa; Chordata; Mammalia; Artiodactyla; Delphinidae. Gene Ontology annotation, molecular function: ubiquitin protein ligase activity. Gene Ontology annotation, biological process: protein ubiquitination; positive regulation of endoplasmic reticulum stress-induced intrinsic apoptotic signaling pathway; response to endoplasmic reticulum stress.